AUGGACGUGUGGGGCCCAGCCCGCGUCCGUGGUCAGGGUCAGGAGAGGUACUUCCUGAUAGUUGUUGACGACUACUCGCGCUACACCACGGUCUUCCCCUUGCGCACCAAGGGUGAAGUCCCUGAUGUUUUGAUCCCUUGGAUCCGCAGAGCUCGUCUCCAGCUCAGCGAGCGUUUCCACUCGGACUUUCCUGUCCUGCGCUUGCACUCUGACAGAGGUGGUGAGUUCUCCUCCGACCUCUUGGCAGCCUACUGUGCUGAGCACGGCAUUGAGCAGUCGUUCACGCUUCCGGCCUCUCCACAGCAGAAUGGGGUUGCGGAGCGCCGCAUUGGCCUAGUCAUGGAGGUCGCCCGUACCUCCUUGAUCCAUGCGGCUGCCCCCCACUUUCUGUGGCCGUUUGCGGUCCAGUACGCUGCGCAUCAGCUCAACCUCUGGCCCCGUGUCUCCAUGCCGGAGACCUCGCCCACACUGCUGUGGACGGGGGAGGUUGGCGAUGCGUCGCGUUUCCGGGUCUGGGGAUCUCGAGCCUUUGUCCGCGACGCUUCCGCGGACAAGCUCUCCACCCGCGCUGUUCCCUGUGUCUUCCUUGGCUUUGUCCCUGACGCGUCUGGUUGGCAGUUUUACCACGCCACCUCGCGCCGGGUCCUUGCCUCUCAGGACGUCACCUUUGACGAGUCUGUCCCCUACUACCGCCUCUUCCCCUACCGCACUGCCCCACUCCCCCCCCCGCCUCUCUUCCUCGCACCAGGUGCUGCUGUGGUAGACCCCCUCCCCCCUCAGGGUGCCGCUCCCUCAGGUGUGUCCCAGGUAGACCCGGUUGACCCUGUUGAGGUAGCUGUUGACUCUCGUCCUGCUGGGGGUGCGGAGCCUGGGGGUGCUGAGCCUGGGGGUGCUGAGCCUGGGGGUGCGGAGCCUGCGGUUGCGGAGCCUGGGGGUGCGGAGUCUGGGGGUACUGAGCCUGGACGUACUGAGUCUGGGGGUGCUGUGCUUGGGGGUGCUGAGCUGCAGAGUGCUGAGUCUGGGGGUGCUGAGCCUGGGAGUCCUGCGCCUGGGGGAGCUCUCUCCUCGGAGCGGCUGCGUGAGUGGUACUCAGAGUACUGCAGCCUCCGGAGAGGUGCCUCUGGGACCAGGAGUGCUGCUGCGACUGGUGCUGGUGCCUCCCCUCCUCAGCGGGAGCUGCCCUCUCUUGAGCGGAUCCGUGAGUGGUACGAGCGGCGCUGCACUCUCCGGAGUGGAGCGCCUGGUGUCGCGGACCCUGGUGCUGGAGGUGCUGCUGCUGCUGCUGGAGGCCCUGCUGGUACUGCGGACCCUGGGGUUGGAGCUGCUGCUGGUACUGCGGACCCUGGAGCUGGAGCUGCUGCUGGUGCUGCGGACCCUGGAGCUGGAGCUGCUGCUGGUACUGCGGACCCUGGAGCUGGAGCUGCUGCUGGUGCUGCGGACCCUGGAGCUGGAGCUGCUGCUGGUGCUGCGGACCCUGGAGCUGGAGCUGCUGCUGGUACUGCGGACCCUGGAGCUGGAGCUGCUGCUGGUGCUGCGGACCCUGGAGCUGGAGCUGCUGCUGGUGCUGCGGACCCUGGCGCUGGAGCUGCUGCUGGUGCUGCGGACCCUGGAGCUGGAGCUGCUGCUGGUGCUGCGGACCCUGGAGCUGGAGCUGCUGCUGGUACUGCGGACCCUGGCGCUGGAGCUGCUGCUGGUGCUGCGGACCCUGGAGCUGGUGCUGCUGGAGCUGCCGCGGGUGCUGGUGCCGUCUCUCCUGGUUCUGGAGUCACUGAGCGGCCCCGACCGUACUUCGUUCCGCUUCUCCAGCAGGUUCUUGGUCAGCCUCCUCCUCCUUGUCCUGCUCCCUCCUUAGCGUGUCCUCCGUCCGUCACGUCGCAGUCGCAGUUACCGCCUCCCUCGCCGCUCCCCGGUCCUUCUCCUUACUCUGGUCCCACGGGAGGUCUUACGGAGCGUCGUGAGCCUGAGUCUCGUCCUGUGUCGCCUGCGUCUCGCUCUACGUCGCCUGUCCGUGCUGCUCGCACUGGUCGUCGUGUCCCGCGUGAGCGUCCUCCCCCUGUCCCUGGCACUCACUACAUGACUCUGCGUCCCUCCACUGCUCCUCAGCGUGUCCUUCUGCCGUCUCCUCCUGCGUCCUCUCUUCCUGAGCUUCCUGACCCGGAGUCUGACUCCCUUCGUGCUGCCCGUCCUACUGUCAUGCGUCUCCUUGCUACUGUUGUCACUGACCCUACCUUUGAGUCCUCUGCUGCGUCUGCUCUCGUUGCUGAGUUAGUUGACUUUGCUGCCGCUUGUCGUCUCGACUACGCCGCUAGCCUAGUUGCUGAGUCUGAGUCUGUCUGUCCUCCGUCCAUCGGGGGUGAGUGUGCUCUUGGCACGGACGUCCUUGAGGACAGGCAGGAGGAGUUCCAGUGCUUUGCUGCUGCUUUACCUCAUCUCGUGUCCAUGCUAGUUGCCCCUGAGGGAGACCCGGAUGCACCAGACAUCCCGACCCCGCGCUCUUACGCUGAGGCGAUGGUGGGUCCCUACUCCUCUCAGUGGCAGACAGCCAUGGACGCAGAGAUGGCUUCCUGGAAGUCCAUAGGCACCUACGUCGACGCUGUUCCCCCACCAGGGGCGAACAUCGUCAGUGGCAUGUGGAUUUUCAGGGUGAAGCGGCCGCCGGGUUCUCCGCCUGUCUUCAAGGCGCGUUACGUUGCUCGAGGCUUCAGCCAGCGUGAGGGAGUCGACUUCUUCCAGACCUUCUCCCCCACCCCGAAGAUGACCACUCUUCGGGUGCUGCUGCACAUAGCCGCUCAGCGUGACUACGAGCUUCACUCUCUUGACUUCAGCACUGCUUUCUUGCAGGGUAGUCUGCACGAGGAGAUCUGGCUGCGCCGCCCUCCUGGCUUCACUGGGUCGUUUCCUCCUGGUACCCAGUGGAGCCUCCGCCGGCCGGUCUACGGUCUCCGCCAGGCACCACGUGAGUGGCACGACACACUGAGGACGACACUUGCGGCACUUGGGUUCGCGCCUUCUACUGCUGACCCGUCGCUGUUUCUGCGCACAGACACUUCGUUGCCGCCGUUCUACAUCCUCGUGUACGUCGACGACUUGGUCUUUGCCACUGCUGACACUCAGGCUCUCGCCCACGUGAAGUCGGAGCUGCAGAAGAGACACACGUGCACAGACCUGGGUGAACUAACAAGCUAUCUUGGCUUGCGGAUCACCCGAGACAGAGCACGGCGCACCAUUACCUUGACUCAGUCACACAUGGUGCAGCAGGUCCUUCAGCGCUUCGGCUUCACGUACUCCUCGCCUCAGUCCACUCCUCUGCCUACCGGUCACUCGCUCUCAGCUCUGCCUUCGGAUGAGUCCGUAGAGCCGAGUGGCCCGUAUCCAGAGCUUGUGGGCUGCCUCAUGUACCUGAUGACCUGCACUCGUCCUGACCUUGCAUACCCUCUUAGCAUCCUUGCACGCUAUGUCGCUCCUGGCCGUCACCGGAAGGAGCACAUGGAUGCCGCUAAGAGGGUGUUGCGCUACUUGUGCAGUACGUCGGGCAUGGGGCUAGUGCUUGGAGGGCGAGACCGAGUUGUUCUCACUGGACACUCAGACGCUUCUUGGGCGGACGACCAGGCCACUCAGCGGUCGUCUCAGGGUUACACCUUCAGCCUUGGCUCCGGUUCAGUUUCUUGGCGUUCUACACGUUCUUCUUCAGUUCUCAGCUCCAGUUGUGAGGCUGAGAUCUACGCCACAGCCAUGGCGGCCCAGGAGCUACGCUGGCUCACCUACCUGCUGACCGACUUGGGAGAGCGGCCUCGUUCUCCUCCAGUGCUGUACGUCGACAACAAGGCUGCCAUUGCCUUGUGUGAGGAGCACAGACUGGAGCACAGAACGAAGCACAUCGCUCUGCGGUACUUUCUGGCUCGUGAGCUGCAGCAGCGUGUCCAGCUUUGUCUGCGUUACGUGGCCACUCAGGCCAACACUACUGAUGUGUUCACCAAGGCGCUUCAGCCUUGUGACCAUCAGCGCUUCUGUACUCUUCUAGGCCUUGUGCCUACUGGACCUCACUUGCUUACUUCUUGA
Molecule: messenger RNA, 4059 nt
Organism: Closterium sp. Yama58-4
Lineage: Eukaryota; Viridiplantae; Streptophyta; Zygnematophyceae; Desmidiales; Closteriaceae
Source: the annotation of a GenBank genome assembly